CGUCUACAUCGUCUCAGCAACUCGAACAAUCGAACAGUAAAUUCUACAAAGUGUGUAUUUCGUAUUUGAGACAAAUACAUAUUGUGACAAAGAUGCUGAGACUCUGGGCAUGCCUGCUCCUAGUCUGUGCCGCUCGAGCGGUGCCAUUCUACAGCGACUUUAUGCAACAUUUAACACGACCAUUACCGCUGCAUCGCACGCUGUUUGCGCCCAUACCAUUUGCACCACUAGCACCGCUAGAACCACUACACGCUCAGCCGUCCGAGCGUGUGGCGAGCGUUUGGGCAGCGCCCCCGCCCGUCCCGCUAACGGCACAGCAUUCACGCCACCACCAAGCCACCUUAGCUAAUGCGCCCCUGUUGCCAAUCUUCAGUAGCAACUUUGGCAGCGAUGGCAUCACCGACACGGAGUUUGUGCCCCUCGAGCAGCAGCAGCAUUCGCAAGCUCGCCAGGAUGUGGCAGCAGCAGCCGCAGCUGCCUCCACCCAGGGCUUGCACCCGAAGCCGUUCAAUGUCGAUGCCAUCACCACGGAUGUGAAUUCACCCAAUCCGGCUAUAUUCUUCCAGCAAUCAUUCCCCUUCUUUGGCAAUGACUUCAUCAACUCUUUUGGUGGCUUCGGAUUCGGCAACACCCAGGAGCCAUGGUGGAAGGGACCCAAUGUGUGCACCGAGAAGGAGGAAAACGAAGGCGCAAACGCGGAAACCGAUGGUGAUGACACCGUUGACAGCUUCGGUCAGGAACGUGAUGGGGCUGGAAGCGAAGUGCGUUCGCCGCUCUUUGGCCAGUUCCACUUCAGCGUGAACUCCUGCUUCGAGAAACCCAACAAGCACGUCUGCACCAAGAUCGUCAAUCAAAAUGGCAAGAAGAAGACGCUGACAAUGACACGUCAAUGCUGCCACGGCUAUGGUCGUCCACGGAACGCCGACUUCACCACACCCUGCGAGAAGAUCGAGAUCAAGGAUAUCGAAGCCACCGCCGCCGAUAUGGGCGCCAAGCAGUUCAUCGAGAGUGCCAAGAGUGCCGGCCAGCUGGGCGACAUGCUCGCCAGCGGCAGCGGCAAGAAGGUAACGAUCUUUGCGCCCAUCGAUGCCGCCUUCCAGGAGUACCGCGGCCAGCAUCAGCAGGAGAACAAUGUGGAUGAUGGCAAGGCCGAUGCAACGGGAAAGUCGUCGAUUUACAAGCUGCACUCGGUGCUCGGCGAGGUUCAGCUGGAGGAUGUGCCCAACGAGAAGCUGCUGCAGAGUGAGCUGCCCGGCCAGAAGAUACGCAUCAAUAGCUAUCAAUUGCCGCCGGCACUCGGCCUGGAGCCCUAUCGCUAUGCAGCCAAUUGUGUGCCCAUUGAGAAGCACGACAAGCUCUCGGAGCAGGCACUGAUCCACACACUCGGUGGCGUGCUCAAGCCCCUGACCAAAAACGUUAUGGAUCUGAUACGUGAGCGCGCCGAUAUGUCCAUCAUGCGCACCGUGCUGGAGAAGACGAACAUCAGUGCCCUGCUGGAGGCGGACAAGCCAGUCACCAUCUUUGUGCCCACGGAUGCGGCCUUCGACAAGCUGGAACCCCAUCUGCGACGUGCCCUGAAGGAAGGACGCGGCUGUGCCUCCAAUAUACUGAAGAAUCACAUUUUGGAUCUGACCUUCUGUUCGCUGGCGACGCUGCCCGGUGCCAAGACUACCGCCUACAACCUGCUGGGUGAGCCACUGCUGCUCAAUCGCACCCAAAGUGCCCAGAAUCAGAGCGAGGAGGCCACGAUCUACAUUAACAAAGUCGCUAAGAUUGUGGAUGCUGAUAUUAUGGGCACAAAUGGAGUACUCCAUGUGAUUGACACCAUUCUGCCCACCGAAUCGGCGCUGCCUAUGACCACUUUGAUGACGCAGAAGAAUCUAACAAUUUUCAAGGGUCUUCUGGAGGCAUCUGGCUUCGAUGAUCGGUUCGAUGACAUGGACAAUGUCACAAUCUUUGCGCCCACGGACAAGGCGAUGCAGAAAUCGGAAUGGGCACGUCUGCUUGCCGAGCAACCGGGUUCACUGAGGAAUAACGCAGACUUGAUGGAGUUCCUCAACUAUCAUGUGAUCAAGCCGAUGAUCAAGACCUGUGAUCUGGCAGAGAGUUCGUUGCCGACUUUGGAGGGCGGAAAUGUUCGCCUCAAUCUGUACUCCACCCAUGCUCUCUUCUCGGACGUAAUGAACCGGGCCACCGUCAACUGUGCCCGCCUGGUCCACUUCGAUGACGAGAGCUGCGGCUCCGUGCUGCAUCAGGUGGAUCGUCCCCUCACAGUGCCCAAGACGAAUCUGCUUAAAUCGCUGGAGGCCAAUCCCAACUAUAGCAAAUUCCUGGAGCUGGUGCGCAAGGCCAACUUGACCCAUCUGCUGGCCAAUGAAUCCGACAGCUUUACGCUGCUGGUGCCCAAGAACGAUGUGUUCGAGGAGUUCAGCGAAUCGAACGAAUCGAAGGCGUCACAGAGCCAGUCCGAUCUCGUCGCACUCGUGAAGACGCACAUCGUCAACGAUGUUGUGUGCUGUGCUGGCAUCAUACCGACCAAUUGGCCAUUCGUUCGCUCGAUCGAGUCGAUCUCGGGUCAGCAUCUACGCAUCACUCGCGAUCGCCGGCCCAAGAUCGAGAAUGCUGGUGUCACCAAAUGCGAUGUGAUCGCCACCAAUGGCAUUCUGCACGAGAUCAACGACAUCAUUGUGGCCCGGCCCGUGCAGCAGAAUCGUCGACCACAGCUGGUGCCCGGCAGCUAUCAGCCACAAGGCCACGAGUUUGAGGGCUUCUUCUAAAGAUCGAUGUUCUUGAGUCGAUCAUCUUUCUCUCUGUUUUGUGUGUAUCUCUUUCUUUGUCUGCAACAUAUGCAUAUACAAGUAUAUAUAUAUACAUAUAAAUAUAUUUAUAUUAUUUUAUAAUUAUUUGUCAAUGAUUGGACACUCACAUGAAGCAACUAAUAUCUGCACUUGCAAAUCUCCCUGAUAAAUAAAAUACAUAGUUUUACACAAACAAA
This is a messenger RNA of Drosophila grimshawi, 2995 nucleotides long. RefSeq names its product transforming growth factor-beta-induced protein ig-h3. Gene Ontology annotation, biological process: cell adhesion; extracellular matrix organization. Bases 93 to 2777 code for a protein of 894 amino acids. Gene Ontology annotation, cellular component: extracellular matrix. The transcript is spliced from 9 exons. Gene Ontology annotation, molecular function: cell adhesion molecule binding. Lineage: Eukaryota; Metazoa; Arthropoda; Insecta; Diptera; Drosophilidae. The record is from RefSeq and is a predicted model, not a curated record.